This is a messenger RNA of Chrysochloris asiatica (Cape golden mole), 984 nucleotides long. It is a transcript of the gene FMO3, whose product is annotated as flavin containing monooxygenase 3. The record is from RefSeq and is a predicted model, not a curated record. Lineage: Eukaryota; Metazoa; Chordata; Mammalia; Afrosoricida; Chrysochloridae. Gene Ontology annotation, molecular function: flavin adenine dinucleotide binding; NADP binding; N,N-dimethylaniline monooxygenase activity.
AUGACUUUCAGGGUUGAAUUGGUGUUUUUAAAGGUCAUCAUCAGCUUCAGAAGUGGAUCCUGAGUGAUGAGCAGAGUCUGGGAUGAUGGCUACCCUUGGGACAUGUUUUUUAUCACCCGAUUUGCAAUCUUCCUCAAAAACAACUUACCAACUGCCAUCUCUGACUGGUGGUACAUGAAACAGAUGAAUUGAAGGUCCAAGCACGAUAACUAUGGCUUGAUGCCUUUAAAUGUAACGCUGAAGAAAGAGCCUGUGUUUAAUGAUGUGCUCCUAGCUUGCAUUCUGUGUGGCACUGUGUCCAUUAAGCCUAACCUGAAGGCAUUCACAGAGACCUCGGCCAGUUUUGAGGAUGGGACCGUGUUUGAGGCCAUUGACUGUGUCAUUUUUGCAACAGUCUAUGGCAAUGCUUAUCCCUUCCUUGAUGACUCUAUCAUCAAAAGCAGAAACAAUGAGGUCACCUUAUAUAAAGACAUCUUCCCCCCUCUACUAGAGAAGUCAACUAUGGCAGUGAUUGGCCUUGUCCAAUCCUGUGGGGCUGCCAUCCCUACGACUGACCUGCAAGCUCGCUGUGCAGCACAAGUAAUAAAGGGAACUUGCACUUUGCCUUCUGUAGAAAACAUGAUGUGUGAUAUUGAUGAGAAUGGCGCAAAGCUCAAAUGGUUUGGCAAAAAUGAGACCAUACAGACGGAUUAUAUGGAUGAACUUGCCUCCUUUAUUGGAGCAAAACCCAGUGUCCUAUGGCUUUUGUUCGCAGAUCUUAAAUUAGCCUUGGAAGUUUUCUUUGGCCCUUGCAGCGCAUACCAGUUUAGGCUGGUGGGACCAGGGAAGUGGCCAGUGGCCAUCCUGACCCAGUGGGACUGAACACUAAAACCCAUGAAGACACGAGUUGUUGGGAGCCCUCAGAAGCCUUGCUUAUUCUUCCAUUGUCUCAAGCUCCUUGCUAUUCCUCUUCUGUUCAUUGCUAUUUUGCUUGUGUUGGUUUAA